GUGAAUUAAAAUGGCUACUAUGUAUCGGCCAUGAUGGCGUUGAAGCACAGGGAUAGUCUAACGCAAACAUGUACUCGCAGUGAAAUAAAACAAUUAUACUUAGUGCAUGAGUGUUAAGGGUGUUUUAAUAAUGAUAAUCAUUGUACAACGAUGAGACCUUGAUAAAUACCAUCGUGGUGGGUGUUGCGGGGCCUUUUGUAGGACCCCGAUACGAGCCCCACGUUGAAUAAGAAAAAAUAAAAAGAAACACAAGACGGAGGAUUGAGUGAAUCUGAUAGAGAGGGCAACAAUCUAGUGAGAGAGAAAACGAGAUUAAAAAUGUGCUGAUGUAUGUAACUGCAGACAACCAUUCCCAGAGAACUCGCAAUUAUUCUUUUUCUUCGUAAAUACGAGUGUUUUUUUUUCUUCUUCAAAUCCAGUGGUGGUUGGACACAUGGAGAGUUUAUGAGUAAAUAGCAGUGAUUUUUAUACAGGAGUUGUGUGGUGGAGAUAUUCGAGUGUUUCACCUGGUGAUAUCUUCUUGACUGAUGAGACAGUGGUUUUAAGGUUAAGUGACACAUUUCUUUUUUUAUGUAGGUUGUAAAAUGUGUUUAUUCAGUGAGAUAUUGAUUCUUGGGGACUGAAAGUUUAGUUUGUGGAACAUCUGUGAUUUUGGGGGGUUGGGAGGGUUUUUUUUUGGCAUUUUUCGUGACAGGAAGAAGUGACAAUGAGCAAACUGUCAUUCAGGGCAAGGGCCCUGGACGCCUCCAAGCCCAUGCCGAUUUAUAUGGCUGAGGAACUUCCAGAUUUACCAGAUUAUUCGGCUAUUAAUCGGGCUGUACCUCAAAUGCCUAGUGGUAUGACUAAGGAGGAAGAAUGCGAGCAUCAUCUCCAACGGGCAAUAUGCGCGGGACUGAUAAUCCCUACUCCAGAGGUCACCGACUUGACGGAUGUGGAGGCAUACGACAAGAUAUACCCGGCUGAUUAUAAAUUACCUCGACAAUUGAUUCACAUGCAGCCAUUUGCAAUGGAACAAGACAUCCCAGACUACGACAUGGACUCAGAGGAUGAGAAAUGGGUGGGAGUUCAAAGUAGAAAAAUGGAUCUCACCCCAUUGCAAUUCGAGGAGAUGAUGGACAGACUGGAGAAGAGUUCAGGACAGAAUGUUGUUACUCUAAACGAGGCUAAGGCGUUAUUAAAGGAGGACGAUGAUCUGAUAAUAGCUGUGUUCGAUUAUUGGCUGAACAAACGCCUGAAAACACAACAUCCCCUACUGCUAACUGUGAAAACUGAUCAUCGUUUGGGUUCAGCCGCCAAUAAUCCCUACUUAGCGUUCAGGCGGAUAACCGAGAAAAUGCAAACGAGAAAAAAUCGUAAAAACGAUGAGACAAGUUAUGAAAAAAUGCUCAAACUACGAAGGGAUCUCAGUAGAGCAGUUACUCUUCUCGAAUUGGUCAAGAGAAGAGAAAAAACGAAACGUGAACAUUUACAUUUGACUAUUGAAGUCUAUGAGAAGAGGUAUCAAGCGGAAGACUUCAAUGGGCAAAUACUGUCUGACGUGUCGGCAUUGAAAACGACGAGGCCAGCAUUCGCACCCCUAUUUACCAAUCAAUUCGGUGUUCACCAGAACUGGGCAAAUAAACUGUCGAACAAAGAGGAUGGCUUACCACGAAAGGAGAAACGACAGUAUAAAAAGAGAAAACACAAAGUGGAUGGUAGAGGAGGUGGACACGAUGAGAGUAAUGUACGAAUUGGUUCAGGUACUGGUAGCAGUAGGAGUACGAGGACCAGUGUGAUUGGUAGUGGGCUGGACCCGCUCGCUAGCUCGGACGAGGACAGCCCUUUUCCCCACACACAAAUGUCCAUGUCAUCGGAUCGCGAUGAAGAUGAUAACACGGAAGAGGGUCCCUUUGCCUUUCGUCGAAAUCGAUAUUCCACUUACCUUCCACCUGUAUCAAAUGGUUUUGGCAACUGGCCGUGGUGUGAGAAAAGCGAGGGCGGGGGAGCCAAUAAAAAAUACAGAUUUGCACUGACCAGCAUUAGUAAACCUAGUCCAAGGUGUAUAGGCCUUGCCAGGCGGAGGCUAGGUCGCGGAGGAAGAGUUAUCCUAGAUCGCUAUUCUAGCAGUAUGGAUGACAUAUGGUCAUCGUUAGAUUUUACAAUUCACGAGUCCCAACAGGCUUCACCAGUGGAUCCUUUAGUAACAGCAGUUGGUACAACAACCACUAUAAAAAAGGAGCUAUUACACUUUCGACCGAAAAGCCCAGAGUGUGAUUAUCAACAUGGUGGCGGUGUGGUGAACUCAUUAAUAAUGACAAGUAGCAGUACCGAAGAAUCAGAGGGUGAGUUGGAGCCAGAUCCACGCACAACACCUCAAGUAUAUCAAAUACCCCAAGAAGCCACCUCCAUAUGCGUUGACUUUGAGCCAGAGAGACCUGGUGAGGAGUCACCAUUCACUACCGAAUUCAAUGUAUCCGAUUAUUUCAACGUCGAUCCAUUAUCAGAAUUCGAUCUCGGUGUUUCAUCAUCGAUAAACGACGAUCAGUAUCAAUUCGGCAGUUCGCGCUUCCACGUGAGCCAAUUGACAGACAAUGUUAUAUCAUGUCGUGGUAAUCAGUGCAGUGUUAGUGAAACUGUAAAUACUAAUGUCCCAAUAGUGACUACAACAUGUUCACCAUCAUUAUCGAUAUUAUCAUCGUCAGUAUCCUCAGCAAUAUCGCCAUCCAUCACUACCUCAAUUGCCAAUCCUUCCACAUCAACGAUUAUAUCAUCAGUCAUAAAUAGUACACAUCAGUUUGUCGACAAUGGUAAUUAUCAGCAAUAUAAAAAUCAACAGAGACAAUCGUUAUCACGCAGUGGUAAUUCAUCUGUAUUGAAUAAAUCAGUGGUUACCGGAGGGGGUAGGAAUAGUAAUGUGGACAUCACUGGGAUGACGAACUUUGGUAAUGGACAUCAGAAUGGUCCGUCCAGUCAUUUACAUGGGACUAGUGUUGUUCUCCAGAAUAGUAGUGGUUAUAGUGGACAUAGUCAAUCGGCGUUAUUGUUACCACAGAAACAUCCACCCACUGGGUUGAUACCUGGAUUCAUCGCGCCCAGCAAAUUGGCCAGUCUUGCUAGACAACAGCAGCAUCAGGUACAGCAAUCUGGACCCAUUCAAGGACAACAGUUGACCACGUCUAAGGACAUUACGCUUAAUAGUAAUAAUAGUGAGGGAAUGGAUAUGGAAGUAGAUGGUGUUGAAGGAUCAUCCUGUGAUACAAAUUCACAGCAGCAGCAACUAGUGCGAACUAAUAAGACAAAUUCACUCGCAAUGGAAGUGACAUGAUGCCUGUUGUUAAAACCCCCAUCAAAUAUUUCACGUUAUAACUGGGGGCUUCGCUUAUCAAUUUCACCACAAUUGGAAAUAAGGGGCAAGGAAAAUUAUUUUCCAAUGACUCUCCAACAAUCUCUCAUUCGUCAUUUUUUUAAUCUGUGAAUAAGGAAACAGAAUGAUCAUCGAGUUGACAAAGUGCGGGCUACGCUUAUUUUCUAUUGAUUAUGUGAAAUAUAUACUGAAUGAACAAAAAUUAUUCCCUUGGGUAAACAACAAUUGGAUCCAACUACAUUCUUCUAUGAAACUAAAGGAUAAUCUCUUUAUUUCAAAUUAAAUUUCAUUGUAAAAAUAACCAUUACCUGUUCACGACGAUGUGUGAUAGUCAAAUGUAGUUAAAAAUUUUCAGAGAGAAUUACCAAUGGUUUGAAUCCCUCGAACAUUCUUUCAAGUAAAUUUAACAUUGAGUAAAAACCAUUGCUCAAUCUAUUGAGAAAUUGUGCGACGUACAGAGAUGCAGGGAAUUUUCAUGAUAAAAAAUAAAUAAAAAUGUACCUUCAUGUCCAUCGCAAUGCACUAAUUUAUAAAUUUGAGAUAAAACCCCAAAAGGAAUGAGAUUUUUUAUUUAUUUUUUUUACAAUAUACCAAAUUUAAUUUUUGUUCAGCUUAAAGUACUCGCUCUUGGAAGUAUUAACUGAUUUAGUCAACACUUUUUUUUUCAGUCUUAUGUUUACGAAUGGUAAAAUAGUGAAACGAAAUAUAAAAAUUGGAGGAGAACCCGUAACUUUCAUUGAAACAGUUGAUUAAAAAAAAUGAAUAGACAAUUUCUAUGAUGACCAUAUAACACUGAAUGAUUCUGCAGUGAGGAAAAUGUAAAAAUGAAUGGAUAGGAACGUCGAUGAAGGUAGGGAUGGAUGAAUAGAUAUAUUCAUUUGAACGAUUUCAACUAAACAUAUAAA
This is a messenger RNA of Fopius arisanus, 4248 nucleotides long. It is a transcript of the gene E(Pc), whose product is annotated as Enhancer of Polycomb. The record is from RefSeq and is a predicted model, not a curated record. The transcript is spliced from 7 exons. Bases 707 to 3304 code for a protein of 865 amino acids. Lineage: Eukaryota; Metazoa; Arthropoda; Insecta; Hymenoptera; Braconidae. Gene Ontology annotation, biological process: regulation of transcription by RNA polymerase II. Gene Ontology annotation, cellular component: piccolo histone acetyltransferase complex; NuA4 histone acetyltransferase complex.